Molecule: messenger RNA, 787 nt
Organism: Drosophila takahashii
Lineage: Eukaryota; Metazoa; Arthropoda; Insecta; Diptera; Drosophilidae
Gene: Ankrd49
Product: ankyrin repeat domain-containing protein 49
Molecular function (GO): protein binding
Source: RefSeq, a predicted model, not a curated record
CAUCGAUAGUGUCACUAUUUUCCAAAUUAAAAACAAUCUCUAAUAUUCUAAGCUAAUUUAUUAAAAUAUCCAUUUAAAAUGGGGGAUUACGACUCGGAUGAAGAGAAAUCCCAAGUGGAGAAGCUGCGCUAUGCAAAAGUACCCCGUGGAAUGUUCGUGAGUGGCUGGGAUGACGAUGCCGAUGAGCUUAUAGAGGAGGACAAGAAUCCACAAUCCAGCAUUGAACGCAUGAUCCUGUGGGCGGUGAACGAGAAUCGGAUUAGCGAGGUGCGCGAGAUCCUGCGCCUGGAUGCGGACACCGUGAACGCCAAGGACAACGAUGGCUACACCCCGCUGCAUCGGGCGGCCUACAACAACUUUGUGGACAUGGCCAAGCUGCUGCUCCAAUACCGGGCCGAUCCCAAUGCCCGCACGGAACUGGGCUGGACUCCCCUGCACUCCGCCUGCAAGUGGAACAACGCGGAUUGUGCCCACUUGCUGCUCCAGUUUGGAGCCGAUGUAAAUGCCGAGUCAGAGGGCAAACAGACGCCGCUCCACAUCACAGCCACCGUUUCCAAUUGCCGCAAUACGGCCACCGUCCUGCUGCUGGACAGGAAUAUCCAGCCGCGCAAGGAGAACAACUCCGAGGAGCUGGCCUCCGUGAUCGCCCGGCGCACCGGCAUGAGCUUCCCCAUCUUCGAGUCCGACAACGAGGCCUACGACUGCCAAACGGGACUGAUAGAUUAACCAUUAAGCAGCCAAACCAAUGUGCAUACUUAUAGAAUACCUAAUAUACGUUUUAUUCAUA